Molecule: messenger RNA, 2546 nt
Organism: Megachile rotundata (alfalfa leafcutting bee)
Lineage: Eukaryota; Metazoa; Arthropoda; Insecta; Hymenoptera; Megachilidae
Gene: TpnCIIIb
Product: troponin C type IIIb
Cellular component (GO): myosin II complex
Molecular function (GO): calcium ion binding
Source: RefSeq, a predicted model, not a curated record
GAAACUUAAGUUUGAUUUACUCACAGUAGGUUAGGUUAGAUCGAACAUAAGUUUGAUCUACUCAUAAUAGGACGAGUUAGAUCGUAAUUAAAUUAAGUCGACGUAUAAUGAUCUAACUUAAACCAGAGUUAUUAGUACUUUACAUAAUAUGUUGUGUUAAAUGAAAAUUGAAUAAAAUUUGCUGACAAUACGACAGGUUAUCUCCAAAUCAAGCUGAAUUACGUUAAAUGUACUGUUAGAAGGUUCGACCAGUUUUAGGUUAUGUUAAAAUUCGGGUCAAGUUGAAUGAAGUCAUAAAUUGAAAUUUUGGUAAACAAGGACGAAAACAAAUCUCGAGUUAGUAUUCGCACGAUAAAAAUUGAUAAGUGUACCUGAAAAUAUGACCUAAUAGGAUGUAAACAAUUAUACCGAGACUUCAAUCGAUUUAGCAGCCAGCGUGGUUUGUCAUUCAAUGAUUGCGUCAAUGGAACUGCCUUCGACACGACAGAUGAUUGGUGAUUACCUGCCGACGUUAAUAAGAAUGCGUGAUUGCAUCGGUGCAGCUCUACUAAUUAGUUUACUAAGCCUCAGUGUGACAUUUCCAUCGGUACAGUAAGUUGUUCUGAAGCACACAGGGCAAAUAAUUCGUUACUUUCUGUGAUAACGUGAUUUGUACGAACGAUCGUUUUCUCGUUAGUGUAUCGAUUCCACCAAUACAAUGGAUGAUAUUCAACUUAGCAAGGAUCAAAUCGCACAGUUGAAAAUGGGUUUCGACGCUUUCGACCCUGAUAAGAAAGGUAUCAUCACCAGCGACACGGUCGGUACAAUUCUAGGAAUGAUGGGAAUGAAGAUCCCAUCAGAACAAUUGAAUAGUGUCAUCGCUGAAUUUGAUCCAUUUGGAUCGGGAGAACUGAGCUUCCAAGACUUCUGCGGCCUAGCAUCCAGAUUCAUGGAGGAGGACACAGACACCGAGGCGAUGCAACAGGAAUUACGAGAGGCCUUCCGUUUAUACGACAAAGAAGGAAACGGUUACAUCACCACCGACGUGUUCAGAGACAUUCUUCACGAACUGGACGAUGCACUGUCGCCCGAGGAGCUUGACAUGAUCAUAGACGAAGUGGACGCCGACGGAUCUGGCACGGUCGAUUUCGAAGAAUUCAUGGAGGUCAUGACAGGCUAAAUUAUCACCUUGGCACGAUGCGGCAAGCGCAAACGACCGAGACUUGCACGCGAAAACUGCAAUUUACUCGAGGAUGUAUGCACACCGUUGGCAAAGUAUGAAGUUAAAGGUUCGUAGGUGAUGUUCGUUAAGACGAACGAGAAGGAACAUGCACACGGUAUAGCUGAGAAAGUAUUUCUGCCUUGCACCUCGCUUUCGGAGUCACAAUCGGCUGAAAUGUAUUUCUAUCUAUGCCGGAAUUAACCGACCGACUCGGGGUCGUACAUAAGAAACUGGUUUAUAUCGGCGGAUAUAAAUUCAUGUUUUCAUCUUAUCCUUCCUGCUUGGUUCGUUGCAAUUGUUUUAAUCGAGUAGUUUGGCAUAACAAGGUCACCUUGACGUUUGUCGUUCGGAAUGAAGUGAUGGACGACUGUAUGGACUUUGAUGGGUUAGGGCAAAUUGGGAAAUUUGACGGCUGAGGGUAAUUCUAAACUCUCAUGUUGUCAAAUUUAUUUUGAAUGUUUCAAGUUUGCAAAUUAAUAAUUAUCAAAUUCUUAAAAUUUAAAAAUGAUAAAUGUUUUAUAUUAUGAAAUUGCAAAUUUAAUUUAUUAACUUGAAACUACAAGUUUGUUAUUUACUAACUUACCAAGCUGUCGGAUUCCCAACCUAUUAAAUUUCUGGAUUUCCCAGGACUUGAAUAUCCAAAUGAUCACGUGACCAAAUAACCAGGUGACCAGAUGAUCAAAUGACCAAAUCACCCAGUGACCAAAUGACCAAAUGACCAAAUCUACACACCCACAAAUCCACUAAACCCCAAAACCCCAGCUUUCGAAAUCUCCAAAUUUUCAAAUCCCCAGAUCCUCAAAUCCCCAGAUCCUCAAGUCACUAAACCCUCAAAUUCUCAAAUCUCCAAAUCUCCAAAUCUCCAAAUCUUCAAAUCCCCAAAUCUUCAAAUUUCCAAAUCUUCAAAUCUUUAAAUCUUCAAAUCUCCAAAUCUCCAAAUCCCCAAAUUUCCAAAUCCCCAAAUCUCCAAGCUUCCAAUUUCCUAAAUCUCCAAACUCUCAAACUACCAACUUCCCAAAUUUAAAAUUCGUUCGCUAAAAACUUUAUCUGCACAUAAAAUAAUAUAUCAAGUAAAAUGAACUAUAAUAUGUAUCGACCGUAAUAAAAUAUAUCUAACGUAACAAAAUAUAAUCAGUCCUAAGUGUAAAUGACCUUGCAGGCGAGGAUUAAAAAGAGACUGAAAGAUCGAAGUUCGGUGAUAUACCAAGUGUAAACUUUACACUUUGCCCACGAUACAUACAAUCAAUUUGUAAGCAACGAUUAUAUUAUUAAUAAACUGUACCUAUGUAAGACAACGUAAAAAUACGAGAAGAAUAAUAAAAACGCAAAAAAAUAGCAAAGAUAA